This is a messenger RNA of Poecilia reticulata (guppy), 3797 nucleotides long. RefSeq lists its product as uncharacterized. Gene Ontology annotation, biological process: regulation of transcription by RNA polymerase II. NCBI's taxonomy places the organism in Eukaryota, Metazoa, Chordata, Actinopteri, Cyprinodontiformes, Poeciliidae. Gene Ontology annotation, molecular function: DNA-binding transcription factor activity, RNA polymerase II-specific; RNA polymerase II transcription regulatory region sequence-specific DNA binding. Gene Ontology annotation, cellular component: nucleus. The record is from RefSeq and is a predicted model, not a curated record.
CGUGACUUAUUAACCCGGAAGUACAUAGUCUGACUGGGUGUGUUGAUGUCAGGACAAAACGCGUGUUUAUUUAUUUUAUUGUGGCUUUCGUUGUUUUGACACCGUAAAGGGGCAAAGCAGAGAGGUCCCUCCUUCGCCGGCGUUGUAAAGUAUGGACAAAGACAAGAGCAGCGAUAAUCAUGCCCAGUGCUCCUGGAUGGAGAUGCACCAGUACAUCAGUGAUCUUCUCUCGUCUGGAAACCAGUCCAAAAACUCGCCAGAUGUGAGAAACGCAGCAUGGGGGACGACGGCUGUUGCUGCUGGUGUUCCUCUCGGACUCAAAGCUUCCUCGCUGCAACCGCUGCAGCCCCUUCAGCCUCUGCAGCCAGUCCAGGAGAGGAGAGAGGCAGCCCCGGGCAGACCGGUCCAUGCUGGGGCAACACACAGGAGGGGAGAGGCCAGAGGCAGAGCAGAAGGUUUGGAUGAGCAUCAUGCCUGCACCUGCCCCGGCUGUCCUUUCUUUAGCUCCUCAUCCUCCUUUGAAACUUUAACACCCCGACAGUCGCUGUCCUCAUCUCUACUAGCUCAAGCUUCAUGCCAGCCCAAAGACCUGAGCAUGAACCUGUGCUCUCCAGACACCACCGGCGCCGCGUCGGAGCAGGAGUCCAGGCCGUCCGACCGACCACAGACCAACGAUGCAGACAGAGGGACCCAGAGCCAGAACCAAAACCUCGACUCUCCCUUAAGACCCUCAGCAGGCUCUUUGGCUCAUCUCUCCAUGUUUCCUUGCUUCUGUUGCCACCGAGGAGUACAAGCCUGCACUCACCUCAUGAAUAGUCAGGAAAGUGCCGACUCUCCCUUUUCCCACACCCACGCCCACCAUCACUUCCAUCACCACCACUGCCCCAUAACGUCGUGCGUUCCCUGCCCUCAGCUGGCCCACUCAACACAGCUGUCUGCUGCCAUUCCCUGCCUGUCCUGCCGAUGCUCGCUUCCCACCUGUCCUCAGGUCUGCCGCCAGCAGCACAGAGAAGGCCAGCAGCAGCAAGAGGAACGAGGAAGACCCCUUCUGUCUCUGCAUCCCUGCAUGCACUGCCCCGCCUCUUUUUCCAGACCCUCUCAGCUGCUGCAGCACCAGCGCUCCGAGCACGCCCAUAAGCAGCCAGGCUUCCUCUGCACGGAGUGCGGCCGAGCCUUCAACUCGCACAGCAAUCUCCGCAUUCACCUGAACGUGCACACCGGCGCCCGGCCCUACUCCUGCACCGACUGCGGGAAGAGUUUCAGCCAGUCAGGAGCUCUGAAGAUCCACAAGAGGAUUCACACAGGUGAAAGACCGUAUUCCUGCGACUUUUGCGGCAGGGGUUUUCCCCAUCUGGCGGGGGUGCGGGCCCACCUGCGGACUCACACAGGGGAGAAGCCCUACAGCUGUAGCCUGUGUGGGAAGUGCUUCACCCAGUCAGGAGCACUUAAGAUCCACACCCGCAUCCACACAGGAGAGAGGCCCUUCGUCUGCAGCCUCUGUGGGAGGGGCUUUUCCAAUCGCUCUGGGAUCCGCUUCCAUUAUCGCACAGUCCACUGCCUGUCAGCUGAACUCGACGGGGAGGCGAGACCCAAACCAACAGGAUGCUCUCCGGGGCGUCCAAGAACUCUGCCUUCGUCCAGCGGUGGACCUGUGACGGUCAGGGCUUCAGCUCCAGAUCCUCUCAGUUCCACAGAACUGAUCCCCACUAACCAUAGCAGGAUCCCAACUAGUGGAAAUGAGAGCAGGUCACCAGCAGAAGGAGCAGGCGGCAGCAGAGAGGAGUUGCCCUAUGCCUGUGAGGAUUGCGGUCUGCGUUUUAAAGACGCCCCGACCAGGAAUCGACAUCAGACCCUGGUGCACUACUCGCACGACGGCCGGGUGGAAGAGGAGAAUCGGGGACAGAGGAGUGAAACCAUUCAGAAUCAAAAUGAAUGAAAGCGCAUUAAUGUUGGUGUUGGUGCCUUGCAAAAGUAUUGACAUUCCUUGAAGUCUUUCCCAAUUUUGCCAAAUUACAACCACAUAAUUCAGUGCUUUUUGGGGGGGAUUUUGUUUUAAACGCCUACCCAAAUUGUUGCAUGAAAAGAAAGUGAAGGUAAAUGGAUCCAUCCAUCCAUUUUCUUAGACCCUUAUCCCAUUGGGGUCGGGAGGGUUGCUGAUGUUAAUUUGAGAGUGUCAGAGUAUUGCAGGUUCGUAAAUUCAUAAUUAAGGCUUUAAAAUGUCUUAAUCUAUCAAAACAAAGCAAGUUGACCUUAAAGACGUAUUGAAUUUUGUCAUGGCAGGACUAUUCAAUCUGGUGUAUUUUAUGUAGUUUUUUUCCCUCGUGGGACUUUGUCAGUCAAUAGCCACGCGCUUUACGUUCUGUGAAUCGAAGCUAAUUAGGCUACUGCUAACAAGCUAAUUGCUUGCUAAUUGCAGCUUGUUAGUGUAAUUUAGCUAACUAGUUGGCUAGCUAACUUUUUUCCUCUAAGUGCACAUUUAUCGGCAGUUCGUCAAGCACCAGAUUGACCUAUUAAGAAUUUUAUUUCAAAAUAAGUUGCUGCUACAGUGUUGAGAAGGAGAGCAGGGACUACAGAUGCCGAAUUACGUAAGAAAGAAGAUGAAAAGGAAUGCAUUUCCUAAAGCGUGCAUAAUGUUCUUUCCACUUCACAAUUAUGUGCUAUUUAGUGUAGGUCGUUCACAUAAACCCCCAAUAAAGCACGUUAAAGGCGUUACCGAGUUCUGCUCUUGACAAAGUAUCAAAAGGUAUGGACACUUUUGCACGGCCCUGUACGGAUAGGGCACAGCAGCGAAAUCUGUCAACUGUUGUGAAGUUGUUUUGUGUUUCGUUCAUUGAUAUGUGCAAGUAAUUUGUCCAUUUUAUUUGAUUUCUUCACAUGGAUCAUUUAGACAACGAGGCAGACUUCACUGACCAGUGAUUAGUGUUAUUGUGUGGCGCCAUCUCUUCCAGUUAGAAAAAAACGUGUUGUUCUUGAUAAGUUUUAAUUGUGCCUUAUUCUGUUGUGAAAGAGGCAGCUUCAACACACAACUUGUAAAAGCCUCAGUGUAAAGGCUAAUUCAAGAAACGGCUGACUUCUUGUUAUUUAGAAGACUGCCAUUUAUAUUCAAAGGAUACAAUUCAAUGUGAUUAGAAAAAGUUCAAUUUUCUGCUUUUUUUUUUUUUAGUAAAUAUUAGAUAUUGUAUUUUUAUACAAAUUACAGAGUUGACGCAGAAGUAUGUCACAUACUGUAUGUAACACACACAUGAAAGGAAAAUAAUCCAAAAUAGUUUGUUUUGUAUACAGUUUUAAUAAUGACAUCCUCUUUUAAUUUAGUUUAGAACUUCUUCCUGCUUCGAGGACAGUGUUUGUGUUGAUGAAAGUCACACUGAAGGUAUGUGAAACUUUUCAUUCCCUCGUCACACUUUCAUGCUGUAUCUUUGUGCCUUUGUUGUGUUACAGCUCCCAAGUACUUUUUAACAUAUUAUUUUUCCAGACACAAGUUACACAAUGUCGUUCAGUAUUAGAAAUCUGAAGCUCACAAGAGCCAUCUAGUGGUUAUAUGUGGUCACAGCUCCAAACCAGUGUACCAUUAAGUGUUUCUUCAAGAGUCUACAAAGCGUUGUGAACAGUACGAGCGAGUAACAAUCAGUCAGUCCACUGUUUUGCUUUAACCUUUUUAAAAGACGGAUGUGUACAUUUCUGUAGAAAGUGCAGCUUGUGAUUGAACAUUUCAUUGGUAGACUCUCUGCGUCUCAGACGCAAUCAAACCUGUAGUUUCUUUGUGCAUUCUAUGGAAUAAAAACUGUACAAGUCCAUAA